Messenger RNA from Kwoniella shivajii, 534 nucleotides. RefSeq lists its product as uncharacterized. Gene Ontology annotation, biological process: amine metabolic process. The record is from RefSeq and is a predicted model, not a curated record. The transcript has a single exon. Lineage: Eukaryota; Fungi; Basidiomycota; Tremellomycetes; Tremellales; Cryptococcaceae. The coding region runs from base 1 to 534 and encodes 177 amino acids. Gene Ontology annotation, molecular function: copper ion binding; primary methylamine oxidase activity; quinone binding.
AUGUGGUCUUCCACUUUCACCCUCCUCACUCUCCUAGGUAGCACACUGGCUCUUCCUCAACCCAAGAUUUCAUCUAUUCGUAGACCAGGAUGGAGACCUAAUCGACGAGAUUUACAUACAGAUUCAACCGACACUUCCUCUUCCCCACCUACCACCACCGCACCAAAAGACAAUAUCUGGAAUGUGUUGAGUAACGAUGAAGCAGCCGACGUAAUAUCUUUCCUUCAUUCCAAAGAUGAUCUCAAUCUUACCUCGGUCGAUGAUGCUGGUUCUUGGGACAAUACAAUCAUGGUCAUUGAUCUUCUAGCACCGAACAAAACAGAUGCUUUAGAUUAUUUGGAUAAGAAUGGUACAAUGCCUGAAAGAUGGGCUAUUGCAAGUCUACUUUUCGGUGCUACUGAAGAACCUUAUGCUCAAGAUUGGGUAGUUGGACCAAUCCCCAUAACAAACGAUUCAUCUUAUUACCCUUAUACUUUCGGUACUCAUACACCUGAAGCUAAAAUUAGAGUAUAUGAUAUGGAUAGUCAUUCGUGA